Messenger RNA from Exophiala dermatitidis NIH/UT8656, 1521 nucleotides. RefSeq lists its product as uncharacterized. The transcript has 6 exons. Gene Ontology annotation, biological process: positive regulation of transcription by RNA polymerase II. Gene Ontology annotation, cellular component: nucleus. Bases 1 to 1521 code for a protein of 506 amino acids. Lineage: Eukaryota; Fungi; Ascomycota; Eurotiomycetes; Chaetothyriales; Herpotrichiellaceae. Gene Ontology annotation, molecular function: zinc ion binding; DNA-binding transcription factor activity, RNA polymerase II-specific; transcription cis-regulatory region binding. The record is from RefSeq and is a predicted model, not a curated record.
AUGGCGAUGUCUGCCACGAUGACAUCGCAACUCGAGUCAGCCUUGACGCCCAUGGCCUGGCUUCCUCUUCAACCUGACCACUUCGACGGCGCCUGUCGGACAUGUCGCAAGUGUCGGUCUGACUGCGACGGUCGGCUGCCGCAUUGCAAUACCUGCUCCUCUGCUGGGCUCAAAUGUGCAGGCUACGGCGUUCAAAUCCAGUGGCCCACGUCGCUGGCAGAAAAACGGACUCGAAAAGCUCCGAAAAGAGCAAAGUCGAAGCCCAACCUCACGUCGAUGCCGCCGUCGGUAGGCCAGACUUCUGUGGCAGCGGUUGCCUUCUCCUCGCUAGGAUUGCCAGAAUCCGAGAAUUUCCUGAUGGAGCACUACUUGAAAAAUCUUUCGCGGAUAGCCAUUGCGAUCGAUUACGCCGAAAACGGGUAUCGUUCGUUGACGCAAUCCAGUAUCAAUGAUCCCUGCACCUUGAACUCGAUUCUCGCCGUCGCAGCUUCACACUACAGCAAAUGGCAGAGAAGGGAGGACCGUGAGUCCCGCCACUAUCUCCGGAAAGCAUUCGCCUCAUUGCAGUCACGACUGAAGUAUUCGAAACUGGUCUACGAAGAAAACACCGUAGUCGCAAUGCUCUCUUUAUUGUCGUACGAGAUCUUUAACGGCACCAAGGGAUGGGCAGCGCAUUAUCAGGGUAUUCGAGGCUGGCUUAGUGCAAGAGGAAACUCGUCGGACUUGAAUCCCUUCAUCAAAACCUGGUUCGCCAUGAUCGAGACCCAAAAGGCCCUGAAUAUUGGGGGAUGUACUACCCCGGAAGUGCAAAGCUGGAUUGACUCUUCCGCGACCUGGACGGACGGUGCGAACGCCAGCAUUGAUCCAUUCUUUGGCUGCUCAGUCCGUUUACCCCGAUUGAUGGCCGCUGCUGCCAAGUUAUGUGACCUGUCCAAGGAAUGUGCCGAGGCCGAAUCGGGUUCCAAGGAGGUAGUCGAAUCAAUGGCCAUUGAUCUGCAGCAGCAGGUCAAGGAGAGCGCCAUUGAUAUGGGUUCAGAACCGUCGCUGGCUGUUUCGUGUCAUGAUAAGAGCAUUGCUCUCAGUGCAAUCGAGGACAUCAAUCACCGUGAGUAUUUCAGACGUAUAGUCGCGGCGGCAGAGACGUUCCGACACGCGAUGCACAUCUACAUUUAUCGCAUCACGCAUCCCCCGGAGGAGCCUGCCUCGGCGGAGAUCCGCGAAUCCAUGGAUCAGAUGUUCGAGCUGCUAGCCACCGUGCCCGAUGCGCUGGGACCUGGAUCCAAUCUCGGUUGGUGUUUGACCGUGUUAGGGGCAGAAUUGGACAUUCCCGAUCAGCGCGAGUACAUCCGGUCACGAUUGAAGGGCAUCAAACUUCUGGGCAUGAAUAACCCGUCUUCGGCCGAGAAGGUUCUGGAACAAGUCUGGACGGGUCGCGAUUUGUAUCAUCAAGGAUUUUACAGCGGGUUACCGCGGUGGCAGGACAUUAUGCAGAACAUGGGAGAAGGACAGAUUCUAGUGUGA